This is a messenger RNA of Oldenlandia corymbosa var. corymbosa, 1354 nucleotides long. NCBI's taxonomy places the organism in Eukaryota, Viridiplantae, Streptophyta, Magnoliopsida, Gentianales, Rubiaceae. The record is from the annotation of a GenBank genome assembly.
AUAAAACUUUCUUAUUCAUAUAUCAAGCACUCUUAAAAUUUUAACUGUUUUCUACAUUUUCUCCAUAAGUCUUUUACUAAUUUCCGAAAACAAAUAUCCCCCCAAGGCAAGAAGUGUCUUUAAGAAAUUCGUGGUAUUUCUUCAACGAAUGCUUCCAAGAAUGGUGUCAUUUUCGACGAUGCGAUUUGUUCAUCACGGGCGAAACUAACCGGCAAGAUCAAACUAUAAAACGGUCGGUGCGGAACCAAUUUGAAUAUACAAAUCGCGGGAUACCAAAUUAUUUUGCUCAUCCUCUGUUUUCUGACAGAGAAAUUCAUGGCGAAAAGUAACGGAGAAAUCAGUUCAACUUCAAGAUGGUCACUAGCCGGGAAGACAGCUCUGGUCACCGGCGGGAGCAGGGGAAUCGGCCAAGCAAUAGUGCAGGAAUUAGCCCAACUCGGCGCCACCGUCCACACUUUUUCAAGAAACGAAGCAGCCAUUAACGAAGCAUUGCAAGAAUGGAAAUCAAAGGGAUUCAAAGUCACCGGUUCAGUCUGCGAUGCAGCUUUAAGAGAUCAAAGAGUUGAACUCAUGGAAAAGGUCAGUUCAAUUUUUGACGGGAAGCUAGACAUUUUGAUCAACAAUGCCGCAAUUCUGGUGUGGAAGCCAUUUGAAGAACAUACUCCCGAAGAUUAUUCGACCCUUUUGUCCACAAAUCUCGAAUCUUGUUACCAUUUUUCUCAACUCGCUUAUCCUCUGCUCAAAUCGUCGGAGAAUGGAAGCAUUGUCUUCAAUUCCUCUGUUUCGAGCUUAACGAGUAUUAGUUGUAUCUCUGUAUACGCAACAACAAAAGCGGCAAUCAAUCAGCUGACCCGGAACUUGGCUUGUGAAUGGGCUAAAGAUAACAUCCGGGUUAAUUCGGUUGCUCCUUGGUUCAUCCGAACCGCCAUGGUCGAAGACUAUAUCGAUAUCCCGGAGAUGGCGAAGAACAUUGAAUUGAGAACUCCGAUGAAACGGGUUGGUCGGCCGGAGGAGGUUUCGUCGUUGGUGGCAUUUCUUUGUAUGCCGGCAGCUUCUUAUAUCACCGGCCAGAUUGUUGCUGUUGAUGGAGGACUUUCAGUGAACGGGUUUUGAAUUGAGAGAUAUAUGGCAGGCAAGUAUCCGUGCCAAGAUGUAGUAGAAUAUUUGUUUCAAUUUAUUUUGUUUUCCUUUUCAAUUAAGUGGGUGUAUGUAUCCAGCAAAUUUGGUCUUUCCAUUUGGCACAUUGAAUAAUUUUGAGUUGUUUCGAAAAACCUUGUAUGUUGGAGCAUUGAUCGAUCUUUUCGACAGCCGAUAGGCACUUUCAUUGUAUGGUUCAAUCUUCAUUUUCCGCAGC